CCCCACAGCCGCCCGAGGGUAGCGGCGGGACCUGCGGUGGGCACCGGAGACCGUCUCGUUGUAGGGGCUUCUUUCCCCGAGUGUGCCUCGCUCGCAGCGCACGGUCCCUGCCAUGCGGGAAAGGCCACAGGCCGUGCCCGCUGUGAAGGGCGGGCGCCGGUGCCUCACGCCCAGAGCGCCGUGCCCACACACCCCAGCGCAAAGUACAGCGCUCCAGCACGGCGCGGUGCUUUCCUCUUUGGCAGAGGUUGGAUUGGAUGAUGCUCAGAGGUCCCUUCCAGGCCUGACGACCCUGUGAUCCUGCGGUGUGUGCGGCCGUGUUCCCGCAUGCCUGCGGCCCAAGAAAAAAAUGGGGGGAAAGCUGCUGGGACUGUCUGUGGACAAGAUGGCUGCCAGCCCUGCCAACAAGAUGGCUGCCCCAAGGCCAGGGCUCCAGGGGAACAAGGGAGCUGUGGGAUCAGGCCUCUCCCGCCUCACAGCAGAUGGAGCUUACGUGAAACAAACAGGCGGAGAAGCUGUGGAACCACUGCACAAAGCGAGACUGGGGCACUGGAGGAGCACAUGAGGAGAAAGCCACAAGGGCUACCUGCAAUUCCCAGGAUGAUGAGUUUGCUCCUGAAUGGAUCCUCAGAAACUGAAUCCAUCAGCUGCCAGCCCACUUCUGCAGUGUAAGACUGGAAACAUCUGGGCUGAAUGGACUUUAGCAUCAAAAGAAGUUCUCAACUGUUAACUCAAAAAAUUAACUACAUCAAAAUGAAGCAGGUACCAGAGAUCCUUGGAAAUAGCAAUGGGAAACCUCAGAAUUGUGAAGUGAAUCGUGAAUGUUCUGUCUACUUGGGCAAAGCACAACUUUCUGCCACUCUACAGGAAGGUGUCAUGCAAAAAUAUAAUGGCCAUGAGACUCUUCCAUUUAUUCCAGCAGAUAAAUUGAAAGAUCUGACCUCUCGGGUGUUUAAUGGCGAGUCCGGGGCCCAAGAUGCCAAGCUGCGCUUUGAACCUCAGGAAAUAAAGGGAGUUGGAACACCCCCCAGCACUACUCCUAUCAAGAAUGGCUCUCCAGAAAUAAAGCUGAAAAUCACUAAAACCUACAUGAAUGGGAAGCCUCUUUUUGAAUCCUCCAUUUGUGGAGACAAUGGUGCAGAUGUGUCUCAGUCGGAGGAAAAUGAACAAAAGCCAGCAAACAAAGAGAGGAGAAGCAGAAAAAGAAGCAUAAAAUAUGACUCCUUACUUGAGCAGGGUCUUGUUGAAACAGCAUUAGUAUCAAAGACUUCAAGCACCACUGAAAAGAAGGCUCCUGCUAAGAGAGAUGCAACUCAAAGUACCAUCAAAGAGGAAAAAAUCCAUCUGUUGAAGUAUAAUAUAGGAGAUCUAGUGUGGUCAAAAGUGUCUGGUUUCCCCUGGUGGCCAUGUAUGGUUUCUGCUGAUCCUGUUCUCCAUGCCUACACUAAACUAAAAGGACAGAAAAAGAGUUUUCGUCAAUAUCAUGUUCAGUUUUUUGGAGAUGCCCCAGAGAGAGCCUGGAUAUUUGAGAAGAGCCUGGUGCCCUUCAAAGAAAAAGAUCAGUUUGAACAAUUAUGCCAAGAGAGUGCAAGACAAGCCCUCACUAAAGCAGAGAAAAUAAAGAUGCUAAAGCCCGUGUCAGGGAAGCUGCGGCCGCAGUGGGAGAUGGGCGUGAAGCAAGCCAGUGAAGCCGUGGCCAUGACAGUGGAGGAGCGCAAGGCCAAGUACACCUUCAUCUAUAUCAGGGACAGACCUCAUCUUAAUCCUCGAGUGGCAAAGGAGGUUGGCAUUGCUGUGGAACCCUUGGAGGAGAUGGAUGAGUCAUCCUACUUAAAUGAAGAAACCACUCCAAAUCUGAAAUCGAUGAAGGAGUCUGGCAUUCCCAGCAAGAGGAGGAGAAGGACAUCAAAACUGUCUGCCACUGAUGAUACUCAAGAGAGCAGUCAGUUGGAGGAUAAGAAUACUACUCCUCAAAAGUCAUCUGAACAGGCAGAAUCCAAAAGAGGGAUAGGCUCCCCUCUCAAUAGAAAGAAAACUCCAGCAUCUACUCCACGAAGCAGAAAGGGCGAUGCAGUAUCUCAGUUUCUGGUCUUUUGUCAGAAGUACAGAGAUGAGGUGGUUGCUGAACAUCCAGAUGCUUCAAGUGAGGAGAUUGAAGAACUGCUCGAAUCGCAGUGGAACAUGCUUAGUGAAAAACAGAAAGCUCGCUAUAACACAAAGUUUGCCAUAGUGACCUCUCCCAAAUCUGAAGAAGACUCUGGUUCAUCAUUGAAGAAUAUUGGAGAGGCCAAACGUAAAGUGUUUCAAGACUCACCUAAAAGGAGAUCAAGAUCCAGAAGUAAUUUACAUGGAAAUAAAAGAAACCAAAAAAAGAGGACAAAGGAGCCUACAGAAGAUUUUGAAGUUCAGGAAGCACCUAGGAAAAGACUCAGGAUGGAUAAACAGAAUAAUCGGAAGAAUCACAGAAUCCUUAGGAUUGGAAGGGGCCUCUGGAAAUCAUCCAGUCCAAUCCCCCUGCCAAGACAGGGUCAUCUAGAGCAGGUUACACAGGAAUGUGUCCAGAGGGAGACAAGCAAUGACAAAACAGCAAAAACAAACUCUUCUAAGGUCACAGAAACCUCCUCUUCACAAAAGAACCAGUCAGCAACGAAAAAUCUGUCUGAUGCAUGUAAACCUCUGAAGAAGCGAAAUCGGGCUUCAGCAGCAGAAUCUUCAACUCUUGCUUUUAGCAAGAGUUCAUCUCCUUCAGCUUCCUUAACUGAGAAUGAGAUCUCUGAUGGCCAAGGAGAUGAGCGCUCAGAGUCCCCCUAUGAAAGUGCUGAUGAGACUCAGACUGAAGUGUCUAUAUCAUCCAAAAAAUCUGAGCGAGGAGCGGGAACAAAAAAAGAAUAUGUGUGUCAGCUGUGUGAAAAAACAGGUGAUCUCCUGCUGUGUGAAGGACUUUGCUAUCGAGCUUUUCAUGUAAGCUGCCUUGGGCUCUCUGGAAGACCAGCAGGAAAAUUCAUUUGUAGUGAAUGUACAUCAGGUGUGCACACCUGUUUCGUGUGUAAGGAGAGAAAGGCAGAUGUGAAACGCUGUGUGGUGUCUCACUGUGGAAAAUUCUACCACGAAGCUUGUGUGAAAAAAUUUCAUCUCACUGUGUUUGAGAACAGGGGUUUUCGAUGUCCUCUCCACAGCUGCCUCAGUUGUCAUGUUAGUAACCCCUCACAUCCACGAAUUUCAAAAGGGAAGAUGAUGCGCUGCGUGCGCUGCCCCGUUGCGUACCACGCCGGGGACGUUUGCAUUGCCGCGGGAUGCGCCGUCAUCGCCUCCAACAGCAUCGUCUGCACCAACCACUUCACUGCCAUGAAGGGGAAGAGCCACCACGCCCAUGUCAAUGUCAGCUGGUGCUUUGUGUGCUCCAAAGGUGGGAGUUUGCUGUGCUGCGAGUCCUGCCCAGCAGCCUUUCACCCUGACUGCUUAAACAUCGAAAUGCCAGAUGGGAGCUGGUACUGCAAUGACUGCAGGGCGGGCAAGAAGCUCCAUUUCCAGGAUAUUAUUUGGGUUAAACUGGGAAAUUACAGAUGGUGGCCUGCAGAAGUUUGCCAUCCGAAAAACGUUCCCCCAAAUAUCCAGAAAAUGAAGCAUGAAAUCGGAGAAUUUCCUGUGUUUUUCUUUGGUUCUAAGGAUUACUAUUGGACGCACCAAGCACGGGUGUUCCCUUACAUGGAGGGAGACAGAGGGAGUAGAUACCAAGGGAUCAAAGGAAUUGGAAAAGUCUUCAAAAAUGCUUUGCAAGAAGCUGAAACUCGAUUUCGAGAAAUAAAGCUGCAGCGAGAAGCCAAAGAAACCCAGGAGAGUGAACGUAAACCUCCACCAUACAAACAUAUUAAGGUGAAUAAACCUUGUGGUAAAGUGCAGAUAUACACUGCUGACAUAUCUGAGAUUCCCAAGUGCAACUGCAAACCCACGGAUGAAAACCCCUGUGGCUUUGAUUCCGAGUGCCUCAAUCGGAUGCUGAUGUACGAGUGCCACCCACAGGUUUGUCCGGCGGGAGAGCGGUGCCAGAACCAGUGCUUCACGAAGCGCCAGUACCCCGAGACAAAGAUCAUCAAAACUGAUGGCAAAGGCUGGGGUCUGGUUGCCAAGAGGGACAUUAAAAAGGGGGAGUUUGUGAAUGAAUAUGUGGGAGAGCUGAUUGAUGAAGAGGAAUGUAUGGCAAGAAUCAAAUAUGCACAUGAAAAUGACAUCACCCACUUCUAUAUGCUUACUAUUGAUAAGGACCGUAUUAUUGAUGCUGGCCCCAAAGGAAACUAUUCUCGGUUUAUGAAUCACAGCUGCCAACCAAAUUGUGAAACUCUAAAGUGGACAGUGAAUGGGGACACUCGUGUCGGGCUCUUUGCUGUGUGUGACAUUCCUGCAGGGACAGAGCUGACUUUUAAUUACAACCUUGACUGUCUGGGCAAUGAAAAAACAGUCUGCAAAUGUGGUGCCCCAAACUGCAGUGGAUUUCUUGGGGACAGACCAAAGAAUUCUUCCACUAAUGCCUCAGAAGAAAAAGGCAAAAAGACCAAAAAGAGAACACGGAGACGCAGAACGAAGAAUGAAGGGAAGAAAGAAUCUGAAGAUGAUUGUUUCCGUUGUGGUGAUGGAGGCCAGCUGGUAUUGUGUGACAGGAAAUCUUGUACUAAAGCUUAUCAUCUCUCCUGCCUUGGUUUGGUGAAACGUCCUUUUGGGAAAUGGGAGUGUCCUUGGCACCACUGUGAUGUUUGUGGCAAACCUUCUGUUUCUUUCUGCCACUUCUGCCCAAACUCUUUCUGCAAGGAGCACCAAGACAGGACAGUACUAAAUUCCAUGUUGAAUGGACAGUUAUGCUGCUCUGAACAUGUUCUCGGGGUGGAUUCUGUUGAAACUCAGAAGACUGAAAAACCCCGCAAAAAACUGAACAAGUUCAAGCCCAGGAGAAGGAGGAACAGAUGGAUGAGAGCUGAAUGCAAAUAGUCAUGGACUGCAGUUUCUACUGCUAACACUAUCUUGUAGAUAAGUUGUGAAUAUGACCAGGGAAGGACACAAUUUUACGUAUAUUCUGUAAAGGUUACAAUGGGGGGGGAUUUUUUUGUUUUGUUUUUAUAAAUCCACUGAGCCAACCACAGCAGUCUUCUGCUGCUUCUGCACUGAUAACGAACUGCAUAGUUCAUCAAACUUCAGGACAAACCAAACUUGUUACUCAGCAUUACAGUUACACUUGAAUUGUUACGAAUGUAAAAUGUUCCCUCCAAAGUACUUGCAGGUUGGAGGUAGGUUAAAUCAAACCAAGUAGGCGUAAACAUAGUUUUUCUGAGAUAGUAUUUGUCAACCAACAGAUGUUUAAAAUAGUAUAUCCUUGAAAGAAGUUGUUAGUUCUCAAGUCCUUUUGAGUAAGAAAUGGCUUGGUCUGUGGUCCCAAUGAGAUUUGCUUGCCUUGUGUGUUUUUGAGCAAGUGCUUGAAUGCCAGCCAUGACCCAGGUGUGUCUCUUGCUGCAACCACACACAGCAAUUGGUUUGUGCUCUUCAAAAAUGAUUCUUAAGCAAUCAUGAUCAUAAAUAUCCUUCCACCAAGAAAUGUGGUGCGUGGUGGGAAAGGCACACCCUGUACCAGAGAGGAGGAAUCUUCCUUAGAGAUUUUUUUCUAUACUGUUUUUUCCUAUAUUUCAUCCCAGCAAAACAGAAUUUACUUCAUCUUGCAGAGCUGUACAGGUCUGGACUUAAAGGGAUAUUGUCUUGCAAUUUAGGCCCAAUACUCUGGGAUUUUUGUGUUUUAAUAAAAGUAAAUCUUACAAAAGCUAUUAUUUAGAAAAAAUUACGUGAUUUUUUUUUUCCUCAGUGGCAGGUAAAAUGCAGAAGCAAACUUUUCUUUGGAAUGCUUGGAGUCCAAGUAUUUCAACUUUGUGAUAAUGCCAGAAAUACCCAACAAGGAACAAAACCAUACCCAUGAAUGAAACAGAAAGUACAAAAACUAAAUUAAAAACAAUUAAGUAAAAGUGAAAUAGAUUUUUGAAGAAGCAUGUAAGACUUUUGAUGUGAAAUUUAGCCUUACUGUGUUCCUUUGGAUAAAGUUUGUAUAAAACUGGCUUAUUGACAUACUGAAAUUUUCUGUUAGUUUUUUAGGAGCUCUGCUCUUGACUGUCCUGUCACCACUGUGUUGUGUCAGCAAAGCUGUUUUGAAUUCCUCGCUCCCAUUAGCAUUAGGUCCUCACUAACUCACAGUGAGAUGAAUAUACAACACUUAGUAUCAAUGGAAAUAAUGGUAGAACUAGGAAAAAACUGUAAAGAAAACCAUCUUUGGCAGUUUUCUCCCUGGCAGGACCAGGCAGCAUUCCAAGCACGUUUUGAGUUAUGCCAUUGUGACCCACCCUCCGUAAGCACCACGUGCACCUCCAUGUCCACUGAGCCAUUUGUGUAUGUUCUAGCUUAGUUAAUAGUGCAGGAACUCUGUGUAGCCCUUUUGAAAAUGAAGCCUUGCUAUAUCAUGGAAGUGUAUGUUUUUUGGUUUUUUUCCAAGGCAUUUCUUCAGAUUUGAUAUAGUUCUUGGAAUUACCAAAACCCCCAUUUAUUCCCAAUAUGUAAAAACUUUGGCUUUAUUAGAAGAUAUUAAUUGAAAGAGGUUAUAAAUGUUGCAUUGCCCUCUGCUGAACACUUUUGGUUUCUGUUUUGUGACCAAAAUGCUUUUUUGAAUCAGUUUUUAUAAACACUGUUGGAAGGUUCAUUUUUAUUUUUUUUUUGUGAAUAUUUUUUAAGAAAUAGCACAGUUCUAAAUCAGGGGAAGCGUUACAUGUUUGCGUUUUUUUUAAAUGGUAUGCCAAGCCUUGCACUUAAGUUAAAAGUCAAUAUUCUUUAAUUGAUUUUGAGGGAAACUUUUUCUCUGCCAUGGGGCUGAAGAACAGUCUCGUGCAUAAAAUCAAAACCAAGAAAUGAUAUUAUGGAUGUUUCUUUAAUAUUGGGUUUCAAGGGAAGGAAAAUGAGGUCAGGUAGUAAAGCAGAAAUAUUUUCCUCAUUGCUUUAAAACAAAAUGAAGGAAUUUGAUGUCAUUGGGACCAUUCUUUGAAUACUAUACAAUGUAAGGAAGGCUUUGUAAGAAUACCUUUAAAUAAGUUAUUAUAAAAUUUUUCCUUUACAUUCCAUUGCUUUCAUAAUUUGUUAAUUUUUUUUUUUAGUUUUGUUGCUUUUUCCUCUUCAUGUGUAGGUGUAACAGCUCUAUCACUCUGGAGCAGUGAUGCCCCAGGUCCUAGGAGGCAGAUCCUCACUCCCAGAAGCCACAGCCUGUUCCUGACAGGGACUGCUGCAGUCACAGCCACCCUUGUGUCUGUCUGUGGGAACAGAGAGACUGUUCACACAAACAGCUCUGAGCCAGGGGCUGUUUGACCUUCUGCUUCCUUCUACCUCUCCUUGCUCUUUACUGCUCGACCCUCUGGCCCACGGAGCUCUGCAUCACCGGGACUGCAGAGCAGGAGUUGGCUUGUGAGUUGCUGGGAGCUCCUUCCUGCUGCUGGGCACCUCCUGUAGGCUGAUCUUGGGGAGGAACGUGGAUCAAACUCUCCCUUGAUCCAUACUGGCCUUGGAACCCUGUGAGCUCAGCUCAGGCACUCAGGUGGUGAUCCGGGAGAAUUCUGGUUUCUGUACUAGGACAGGUGAGGUUUAGGUGCGUUGUAAUGAAGGUUUCUGUACCUUGCUCUGCAGCCUGGGAAAACAGGCUGAAGUUUUGUUUCAAAAAAAAAAAAGCUGAAAGAAAAGUUGUGACAUUGUUUUCCUUCUCCCACUGUUCAAAUACAAGGCAAAACAAUCCUUAAGACUUGAGCUUUCUCCUGAUGCAACUCGAUAUUUUUUAGCAUUCAGCAACUUGAAGGAUUUUCUAUUAUAAAUUAAUCUAAACAACAUUAACUGUGGCAUAUUAUGUGGCCUUAAAUUAUGUUCUUUGUGUCUUGCCCAUCAUAGUAGCAAAAUGUCUUUCCUUUUCUAGCAAAAAAGCUAGAUACAUGACAGCCAAUUUCAGAAUUUGUUGUUCUUUUAUCACAUGAGCAAGCAUGGAAACAAUUUUCAGUUGAGUAUAUUAGAUGUAUUUUCAUACAACCUAGGAAAAAUAAUCAGAGUAAAUGUCUGUUUUGUUCAAUAGCUUUGUGUUCAUGGUCAGGUUUUAGGAGGUUUUUUAUUUGAAUUACUUGGAAAAGCAAAAUACCUUGAAAGACAUAUUAAUGGGAUUUUUCCACAUUGUUGAGUCUCAUUAUUCCAUGUCUGACUGCUUGAGAAACUUCAAUGUCUUAUUAAAUGUUGAAUUUUAUUCUUAGUUA
This is a messenger RNA of Parus major (Great Tit), 8303 nucleotides long. RefSeq names its product nuclear receptor binding SET domain protein 2 (gene NSD2). NCBI's taxonomy places the organism in Eukaryota, Metazoa, Chordata, Aves, Passeriformes, Paridae. Gene Ontology annotation, cellular component: nucleus; chromatin. Gene Ontology annotation, molecular function: histone H3K36 methyltransferase activity. Gene Ontology annotation, biological process: regulation of DNA-templated transcription. The transcript has 27 exons. The coding region runs from base 694 to 4980 and encodes 1428 amino acids. The record is from RefSeq and is a predicted model, not a curated record.